AUGGCCGGUGCCAAGAAACGCGUCGCGGAGAACGACUCGGACAGCGAGAUCAUCACCAAGAAGGCCAAAGCUACAGCCUCAGGCCCGCCAAAGCAGAAGAAAGACUCUGAUGGAAAGGCAUGCUGGGAAUUGAGUCAAAAGAACCGCAUCUCGAUCGCCGAGUUCAAAGGAAAGACAUUUGUCAACAUCCGGGAGUAUUACGAGAAGGAUGGCAAAACGCUGCCUGGGAAGAAGGGUAUUAUGCUUCCACCGGAACAGUUCGCGACCCUCCUCGCGGCCCUCCCCCAGAUCGAGAACGUCCUCAGCGAAAGCGGGAUAGAUAUUCCAAGACCUCAGUACGACGGCGCGCCCGCGGAGAUUGCUGCAGAAAACGAUAGCGCGGAUGAAGAUGAGGAUGAAGAGGAAGUUCCGAAGCCUAAGAGGAACAAACGCAAAAGCCCAAGCGUUGAUGAGGAUGAGGAUGAAGAUUGA
Molecule: messenger RNA, 471 nt
Organism: Mytilinidion resinicola
Lineage: Eukaryota; Fungi; Ascomycota; Dothideomycetes; Mytilinidiales; Mytilinidiaceae
Product: PC4-domain-containing protein
Exons: 3
Coding region: 1-471 (156 amino acids)
Biological process (GO): positive regulation of transcription initiation by RNA polymerase II
Molecular function (GO): DNA binding; transcription coactivator activity
Source: RefSeq, a predicted model, not a curated record